Lolium perenne is the source of this 1027-nucleotide messenger RNA. NCBI's taxonomy places the organism in Eukaryota, Viridiplantae, Streptophyta, Magnoliopsida, Poales, Poaceae. The record is from RefSeq and is a predicted model, not a curated record.
UUCAAUUUUUUGCCUAAAUAAUACGAGAAAGGGUAUCCAAUCACCCCCUUACUCUUCCUCUUCCGGUACCCUCCUCUCAUUGCUCGAGGCGAAGCAAUGGAGGAUUGGCAGGCGCAACGAUAGGGUGAGAGUUGAUGCGGUUACUGUGUAGAUAAACUCCAUUGCGUUCAUUUCCCCUUCGUUUUCACUCCUCGCCACCUGAGAAGUGACAAAUCCCCACCUUCCAAUCUUCCACGCUCGGAGAAGUGAGCUCGGUCAAAAGUACGGACCACGGUACACCGCGGUCCAAGGAGGGGAGCAACCAAGCAUUCUGCGCCGCUGCCGACGGGAGGCGAGACGAGAAUCUUGGUAGGAUUCUUGUCUAUUUUAUCCGCCUGGUGCCACUCUCUCUUUGCCUGCGUCUUCCGCCGCCGCAGUUUCAGCGUCGGCGGCCUGUUCGACGGAAUGCCUGAGACGCCCAAUAUCGAAGAGGACAAGGAAACAGCUGUCGUAACUGACGGCGAGGGCUGCGUCAGCAUUCUCCUGGACGCGACCCUUCAGGAAGUGCGGUCUUCGCUUCCGUUGCCGGCCGCCGCCGCGGCCGACGGCGAGGACCGCAUCAGCGCGCUCCCGGAUGCGAUCCUUCACGAAGUGCUAUCCUUUCUGUCCUCGCAGGAGGCCGUGCGGACGUGCGUGCUUGCUACCCGCUGGCGGGACGUCUGGAAGUCCGUCCCCGCCCCCGCCCUGCGCAUCAAUGUCAGCGCAACUCCCGUACGACAGCGCAACUGCCCUGGCCAAGUUUGUCAAUCACCUGGUUCUCCGCCGUGACCCAGCAGCGGUUUUGCGUCAAUGUGAAAUCUGCGCCAGAUUCGAGAAUCUGGACAGGCCCGAGUAUGAGGACAGGGAUCAUGCUCUCCAAUACGUUGAACAGUGGAUCCGGUAUGCUAUAUCUUGCAAGGUUCGGAAACUUUGUGUUGAGGGCGUCUUCGGUUUUAACGACUGUGUGGAGCUUUCCAAGGCGACUCUCAUCUCCAAGCACUUGAGCAUC